AUGAUGAAAAUUGACAAGUACCGCAGUGACAUGGUUAUAGCGAUUCAAUACUUUGACACAAAAGAAUGGACUUUCUACAGAUGUAGCAUUACUGGAAUUAUGACGAAGGUGAAAAAAUCCAUAUCUUGUAAAUCUACUCUCACGACGUUGGAAGACGAUAAUGUCGUGAAAUUAGAUCUACAAGAUAUGAAUUGGAAGAAGUAUAUCGCGAAUUACCAAGUGAGAAUGAAGAAAUUCAUUCUGAAAAACCCUAGACCUAUGAACUCAGCGUGACGAUUAUCGUUGUACGUAUUUCGAAAUAUCGUAAUGUGAAAGUGGACGUAGUUAUAAUAAUAUCUUUGUAUACUCGUUAAUGAUAUUUCUGCUUAUUUCAGCUUGUACUGGGUACGUCAGAUUGCUCAAGUGUUUUCUUCAGUCGUCUUUUUUAACUGUAAUAGCAUUUCUAGUGUAUAAUUUUGUUUAUUGACGUUUCGACGAUUUUCUUUACUUCUAAUUUCUCUACUUUGACUAAGAACAUGACACAUAGAAACUUUUCUGAGAAACGAGCCCAUCAUCCAUUCCUUUCAAGCACUCCGCCAUAACUUGACGCAACUCGAUUAUACUUUUUUAUAAUAUAUAUUUAUAUAUAAUAUUUAUAAUAUAUAUUAUAUAUUUAUUUAUAUUUAUUUUUAUUAUAUUUAUUUAUAUAUUGUUAUUAUAUUAUAUUCAUUAUAUUUAUUUAUAUUAUAAAUAUAUAUUAUAUAAUAUAUAUUUUUUAUAAUAUAUAUAUAUAUAUAUAUUGUGUUCCUUCAUGACGAAUGCAACGUACAAUGUUUCAACGUACAAUUUUUUUCGUUGUCUACAAUUCCUAAUUUCCCAUUUCAAUUCGAGUUUUGAUCGAUUUCCAAUUCCUUUUCCCAAACUUUUCAUCAAUUUGUACAAUUUUACCAAGCUCGUUAUGAAACGGUGAGAUACUGGCACCGAUCUUUAGAAAAGACACAGUAGCUUUUCAAAGGAGACUCGUCUCGAUAAAGUUAUUAACCACGGUGAUUCUGAACACAUUCAUAAAGAAUAUAAGCCACAUGGCAUUCAACUAAGAAAUUGUCGAAUCAUUAAACCUAGCUAAGCAGGGUCCAAUGCCCCUUCUUAAAAUUUCGUUUAGAAUAUCCUGCAUACGAUGUUAUCGCCAUUUAACUUCACGAUUUUUCUUAUAUCGUACAUACAAAGCAUUUUUUAACAUUCUCAUUUUUCUUAUUGUUUAUUUUUUGAGAAAAGUUUGCAGUCUAUUUAUAUUUUCUGCAUGAAUUAUUUUAAAGUGGAAAUAAUCGACUUUUGUCUGUGUCGAUCUUCGAAAUUUAAUUAUCUGAAUAAUCAUUUCCAAUCAUUUGAUCUGGGGAAGUUUUUUUCGUAACGAACCAUUCAUUAAAGAGAUUGAAUUUCAUGUUAAAAAAUAGUACGGAUAUCUAUUGCAAUCAAGCAAACACAAUGAUGUGGCAUUCAAUGUGCCAGAAAUAAUAUAAAAUAUAAAAUAGAUUUGUAGAAUGAUUUUUGA
Molecule: messenger RNA, 1531 nt
Organism: Heterotrigona itama
Lineage: Eukaryota; Metazoa; Arthropoda; Insecta; Hymenoptera; Apidae
Source: the annotation of a GenBank genome assembly